UUACCUGGGCGGCUACAACGGGACGCACUCCUUCGAGUCUCCUGACAAGCCCUACGACGGCUACGAUGGGAUCAUGGCCAUGCGAGUGGGAUGUGCUUUGAUGGCGCUGCGCUGGUGCCCCUGGGGUUCCACACCGUAUGGACGCUCACCAGGUCUCUUCCGGCGUCGACCUUCGCUGCCGGCCUCAUCACUUUCGAGGUUGGCACGAUCACGCUUAGUAAGUUCAUUUUGCUGGACCCGCUUCUGCUGUUCUUCAUCUUGGCCUCUUUUCAUGGCUUCACCUUCAUGCACGAAGCAGAUGACAGGUCCUUUUCGAAGCAGUGGUGGUUCGCUUACCUUUACACAGGCGCAAUGCUGGGUUGCGUAAUGAGUGUCAAGUUUGUGGGCCUCUUUAUCGUUCUAGUUGUAGGCCUAUACGUUGCCCUCGACCUCUGGCAGAAACUGGGAGAGCUCGACAGGCCUUUGCUAAGCGUGGCAGCACAUUUUAUGGCUCGUGUGUUGACGCUGAUCCUGUUACCCGCUGCAAUCUACGUCGGCGUUUUCUUUAUCCAUGAUCAGCUGCUCUUUAAAGCAAAAACUCUUCACGCGGCGGACGAAGGCACUUUCAGCCCAGGUUUCCAGAUGAGGCUCAAGACGAAUUUUCUGAACAACUUAACUCAGCCCAAAAAGCUGGCUUACGGCAACGUCAUCACCCUCAAGAACACCAAUUUGGCCGGCAUCUACUUACACAGCCACAACUUUACUUACCCUCAACACAAAGUAGGGAAGAAUAAGCAACAACUUACGGGCUUCGGAGCCAAAGACGUCAAUAAUUACUUCAAGGUCCUGUUCCCCGAGGAGGACCCCGACCUGGGCGAUACUUUCUACGAUGGUUUGCCCGAGUACGUGAUGAACGGCGACUGGGUGCGGCUCUACCACAUGACCACGAAUUCCUUGGUCUCCUGCGACAGGAACAUGUCCCUCGUGACCAGGAAGCACUAUCUUGCUUACGCUAAAGCUUACAAUCUAACUGACCCUGCCCUAGCUGCUAAGAUUAACAGAGCUUUUGAUGAAAAUCCUGAAGCAACCGUCUCUAAUCCUAAUAUCACUAUGUGGCAGCUCUGGUCCGUACACAUCGUCGGGGGCAAGCCAGGGGAGUACGUGAAAGCGCUCGACUCAAGGGUCAAGUUCGUCUGCAUCCCACUGACCUGUGCCCUCACAUGGACUCGCGAGAAGCUGCCUUUGAAGUGGGGCUUCAACCAACAGGAGAUAAGUUGUUCCAAGAACGUUAUGGACGAUUAUACCAACUGGAUGGUUGAAAUUAAUAUGAACCCGCAUCUCAAAAACGAGAGCUUUUCCCACCUGGAGAGCGGCUUCUUUUCGAGAAUGAUCGAGACCCACCGAGUCAUGACCUUCAUCAACGGUCGCCUCGUUACAACUCGUGGAUCAAGGUAA
Messenger RNA from Penaeus vannamei (Pacific white shrimp), 1434 nucleotides. Lineage: Eukaryota; Metazoa; Arthropoda; Malacostraca; Decapoda; Penaeidae. The record is from RefSeq and is a predicted model, not a curated record.